Messenger RNA from Aspergillus melleus, 792 nucleotides. RefSeq names its product rhamnogalacturonan acetylesterase. Gene Ontology annotation, molecular function: hydrolase activity. NCBI's taxonomy places the organism in Eukaryota, Fungi, Ascomycota, Eurotiomycetes, Eurotiales, Aspergillaceae. The transcript has a single exon. The record is from RefSeq and is a predicted model, not a curated record. Bases 1 to 792 code for a protein of 263 amino acids.
AUGAAUCUGCGCCUCCUCGCCUUCACAUUCUCGGCGCUAGUCCUCCCCUCUUUUGCCUCUCCUCUCCCCUCAUCUCCAUCCAAAUCCAAACCGCCGUUCUUCCUACUAGCAGGGGACAGUACGACGGCCACGCAAGCGACCAAUGGCGGCGGCUGGGGCGACGGCUUCCUGAACACGACGCUCCACCACGGCGCCAACGGCUUCAACUACGGCCACAACGGCGCAACGACCGUUAGUUUCCGCGACGGCGGCGACUGGGAUACGGUGCUGGAGAAGGCGGGCGAGGUCGGCGACGUCUACGCGCCCUACGUGACGAUCCAAUUCGGACAUAAUGACCAGAAACCGGCCAAGAAUAUUUCCAUCGCGCAGUAUACGGCUAACCUGGAGCGGUUUGUCGCGGAGACCCGUGAGGCAGGGGCUACGCCUAUCCUGGUGACGCCGUUGUCGCGUCGCACGUUUAACGAGUCGACAGGGACCAUCGUCUUGAAUUUAGAGUCCGAGAGGGUCGCGACUAUCCAGGCGGCGCGGAAUUCUAAGGCCCGGUACAUUGACUUGAAUCGGGAGAGUACGCGGUACUUGAACGCCAUUGGGGAGGACCAGGCCCAUAACUAUAACCUCAGCCCGGACGAUAAUACACAUCUGAACGUGGAGGGGAGCCAGGUGUUUGGCGGCCUUGUGGCUUCGUUGAUUGUCGGUGUAAUUCCGGAGUUGAAGCGCGCGGGGUUUGUGGCGGUCGAUGGCGCGUUAGAGACGGCGUUGCGGAAAGGCGAAUAUUACUGGCCUGAAAUGUAG